Molecule: messenger RNA, 4250 nt
Organism: Zophobas morio
Lineage: Eukaryota; Metazoa; Arthropoda; Insecta; Coleoptera; Tenebrionidae
Product: Fanconi anemia group D2 protein-like
Exons: 2
Coding region: 145-4074 (1309 amino acids)
Biological process (GO): homologous chromosome pairing at meiosis; mitotic intra-S DNA damage checkpoint signaling; interstrand cross-link repair
Cellular component (GO): condensed chromosome; nucleus
Molecular function (GO): DNA polymerase binding
Source: RefSeq, a predicted model, not a curated record
GUUCCUAUUGGUGCAUUCAAUUAGUGUCGUCUUUGUAACGAAAAAUACAAAAUCGACGAACAAACUAACCAAAAAGUCCGCAAAUGUGUUAGUGACGUGUUAUAAACGGUCUUAAAUCACCGAGAAUUGGUGGAAGUCGCUAAAAUGACCACGCAACCCGGUUCGGGUAUUCUAACCUCAAACUCGCAACCCGCCAAAAACCCGUCGACUGAAUUUUUCAAAACCGUAAUGCGCGAUUCGGGGGUUAAAUUAGUGGCUAGUGAUGACCCCAACGUGCUGACGCAAGAGCAGGCUUUGGUGGUGCGCGACAUUGAUAAACACCUUGACUCUGACCCCGAUGAAAACAUCGACAAGUUUCUUCGGGGGUUCAGGGUUUUAGUGAAAAAGGAAAAGUACUUGAGGAAGGCGCUCCUGGCUACUAGUUUCAAGAAACAGGGUGGCAGUCCGGAGACCGAGGUGGAAAUCCAACAGGAGAGUUUGUUCAGAAUAUUCCUCAAAGUGAGCCGGCUGCAGAAGGAGAUUAUCGACAUAGUAUUGGAUGAGUUGACGUCGACUAUUAGUGAUGAGGAGCACGACGUGCCGCGUUUGCGGCUACUAUUAAGCCAACUGCGAUACCUACCUCAUAUUAAAGACCCCCAGAGUCUCACAACCAAACUGUUAGACAUUCUAGACAUCGCGUCGUUUCCGUCGCAACUAGAAAUCCUAGACUCGAUUCCUGAAAUCUUACCUGAUAGCGAGUAUAGCGAGACCGCGAGCGAACUUAUCCAAAUGCUAGACAAGAGUGACGACCUCGCGUCGGCCAUAAUCGACUGUUUGAACGCUUUAAAUCUCGACGCUGACACUCGAGCGCGAAUCCAAGACCACAUCCUAGCUAAAAUGUUAACAGGCACGUCGACCAAAACCUUCCCCGUGUUUCUAGACUUUCUAAUGAGCGACUGCACAUCGCGCACUUUACCGGGCACCUUGAUGAAAAUCCGCAGCUCCUUGAACGCGAUCAUGGGCAACGACAACCCCGACAAAGACAAAGAAUCUUCCAAAGUGGUCAUUUUCACCCGCUUGCAAAAAUCGGCAGUCACGAAAGUCGUGUCCGAGGGUUGGUUGUCCCUAAUUUCAAACAUCAAAGUCCACACGGACCACAAACCAAUCGACUUGAUUAUCCUAUUCAUGCUACAUUCAAACACCAAGUUGAAAAAACGCACGAUUGAGACUACGUUCCGAAAGCGAGUCAAGGAAGGGUUGUUUAAAUGCGGGUUGUUGGAACAAGGCUUUGACAAGUACUUCCCGCAGCAACUCCUCCGUGACUACUUUAAUUCCGUGGUGGAAAUCGGCUCGGGUUUGCUACGAACCUCCGACGAUCCAGUCGUUACGGACUUCGCUUCCACUCUAUUCAAGCUUCUGUUCACCCACGACUACACAAUACCGACUUUCCGGCAAGAAAUCCUCGAAAACAUGGUAGUCUUGGUGGGGUCCAGUGACCAGAAAAACUUAACCGCGAUUUUGAAUAUUUUAGUCGAGUUGUUGGACGAUGUGGCCAAGUCGCCGAACCACGCGAUUAUUUUGAUGAGACUUCUCGAAAAAAUCGACACUUGUGAGUCGAAUGAUGUGCGUCUGGUUUACGAAAUUUUGUGCAGACUGACUUGCUACGACGAAUCGCUGCUGGGUUUGAAAGAGGAGAUCCACAUGGUCAUCCGCAAGCAUUUGUCGAGUUCGAAACGUAGCCUCAAGCUUCGUGGGAUUAUAGCAGGGGUGGUGAUGGCGAAACACGUAGCUGCAACUAUGGACGACCAAAGUGACCUUUCUUUGUCCGAAGAAACGAUUUUGAGUGUCAAUCAGUUGAAAGGGUCGGCGAAAGAAGCCGCCGCCAUUUUGGAACUGACGAACACUUCGGCGUGUACUUGUCCCGAACUACUCGGACUGUAUUACGAUGAAUUGGGGUCGAUGUUGGUGAAGAGUGACAAGGUAGAUAAAAAUUUCGUGACGUGGUUGUACGAUUUGGUUACCAAUGAGUUCCAACACAUGUACGUCGCGGAGAGCGUUUGUGACGCUAUUAACGACUUGGAAUUUAGUAAACAGUUCGAUAUUAAUAGUGAAGAUGAAGUGGACAGUCUCUUUGCGGUGAAUAUAGCAGAAUUGACCCUCAAACCCGAGAAGAACUCGAUUUUAGUGCUUGCGCCGCACUUUCGGUUACUGCGCAUGCUGCACUUUAGACACCACAACGGUGACUUAUCUUCGAUUGAUGCGCUACUGGGUUGUGGCGUAAUCCUCCCCAAGUUCGAACAACGGGAUAGUGUAGGAAUAGAACAACUCAAACAAAUGGCGGAUUGUGUAUUCCACUGUAUCAAUUGGUUUCGGGAAACGAUUAGCGGGUUCGUAGUCCAGAAGGAGCCAAAGUUAAGAUCAAAGGUAAUCCGACGCGUCGAUGAUUUGCACGAGCUGGAGAACCUCCUACUGGAGUGUUUGGAGAAUGUCCCCAGUCAUAAACUACCCCAAAGUUAUUUUGGCUCACAGUCGACGAAUCGGAGCGGGUCUCCAAUCAAAGAAGCCACGAAAGUCGGGAAAGCCCCCCGCAAGAAACUCAAAACCAGGGAGUUCGUGGAAGACACCUCAGUCGCACCUUGCAGCUCAAAACCACCCCCAAAAACCAAACUCGAACGAAACUUCACCUUCCGAGAGAUCGACACAGAUUUGGUGAAACUCCUCAAGUACCCUCUGACGUGCGCAGAAAUGUCUUCCACAGUCUCGAUAACACUGAACUUAAACCAGUUCAACUUCAUUCUGACGGAUUACGUGGCGAAAUUAACCAAACUAACUAAGAAACGUGAUUUAGGGCUAUCACACUUGAAUAUCGUCGCUCCGUCAGACUUGAUAUCCGACUGUCACAAAGUUCUCCUAAAUGUUAACCAACACUUCGAAGUUAUUAUUAAAAAAAUGGACGAAAUCGAACAGUGCGACGACAACGAAACCACCCAGUUGAAACUCGGGUUUGGUCUAGUCUUGGAGUGUUUAUCAGUGAUUUUUAGCUGGUCGGGUUUCCAACACUCCAAACGUUUAGACACACUAAGAGAAAUCUUAAAAUCGUUCCGUUCGGAUAUCACCAGCACGCCUUUAAACUCAGUCAAUCUUUUGACAGCGGAACUCGUAAAUCGCCUAUCCGACUAUACCAAGUACUGUUCGAGUUUGAAGCAAGCCGUCGAUCUUAUAGCCACCACUGAAGCUUUAUUCACUCUGAGCCCCAAUCCUUCGACGCGUUCCAAAAUUGCCAAAACCGCUGGAACCCUCUUGAAACAAAAGUGGCAGACGCAGAGUUCCACCAACGUCGACGUUCUAAUCAAGUCGUACCUCAGUAGCGCUACUAUUAAAACCAUCUGCGGGAUGGUUGGUACUCUCCAAGAUGAAGCCCCAACCCUCACCACCAAAAGCGACUCUUUAGACAUGCUCCAAACCGUAACGAAAAGCCACUUCUACAUUUUUUACCGAAACCUGUGGACUUCGUUACACGAAAGAGUCAAAACCGAGGUUCAAUCUUUAACGAAUUCGCAACACUUGACGCUUUGGCGUACCACCGCUCUGACCAUGCAAGGUUUGAUGACCGUGGUCAAAGCCCAAGAAAGCAAAGCCAACUUGGUUUGCUUCCUCAAGAAAUCGGUCGCGAUUUUGAAGAUUUUCCUCUCCCAUGGGAUCCCGAUUCUCGAGAUCGAACUCAAAUCUGAGCCGGAUCGAGUGGUCGAAAUUUUCAAAACCAUCCAGUCGAAUACGCGCUUUCUGCACCAUUUGUGUUGUUACUCGAAACUGAUGAAGGACGCGAGUUUGAUGACGUACGUGCCGCAGUUUAGGCUCACUUUGGAGACUUUGGUGUUUCGGGUGAAGGCGGCGUUGGUGGCUAAUGGGUGUUCGGCGGCGUUCUGGAUGGGGAAUUUGAGGAAUAGGGAUCUUCAAGGAGAGGAUAUUUUGUCGCAGAGCACGGAAGCGUCGCGCGAAGAGAACGAAGACGAAGAUGAAGAAAUGCCAAGUGAUGAUGAUUUGGAUGACGGUGGGGAUCAAUCCGGGAGCGAGGGGAGCGAGGUGUUCGGGUGAUUACCUUCUCUGAUUGGACGGGGUUGGUGAUGAUGCCUUCUUUAAUGAAGAGACCAUAGUCGGCGUAGAACUUUUCGUAAUCUUCGGGUUUUUUGUUUAGUUGUUCGAGUAAGAAUUUGACGACUUUGCUUGUUAAGACGUCUCUGAGUUUUCUAAAAAUGGUGAUAUUUAAGUAA